ACGUUAGGACAUAAUUGUCCAACAACGCCCUAAAUUGGGUGCGCUCUUAGCAAAAACAAAGGUGCGCCGAUGCCUGGAUAAAAGGCGGGGGGUUUUCUCUCCCUUCUCCAGUGCAGUGAUAUAAAGAUUUCAUCCCCUACGAAGGUGAAGCUUCAUUAAGAAGGAAAUAUGGCUUCCAUGUCAGCCACCACUGCCCUAAGAGCCACCUUCCAUCAACACCGCCUGAAUUCCGUUGUCUCUUCCUUCCCCACCGCCGUCACCCUCCCCUCUUCCACUAAGCCUGUGUCCAUUUCUUGCAACUCAACAGCCAACGCCGCCGUUGCACAUGUCCAAACUCCACCGCCCUCCGCUGUUUCUUCAGAUCGGGUCUUCAACUUCGCGGCUGGUCCUGCCACUCUCCCCGAGAACGUGCUAAGGAAGGCACAGGCUGAGCUCGUCAAUUGGAACGGCUCCGGCAUGUCGGUGAUGGAGAUGAGCCACCGUGGAAAGGAGUUUCUAUCCAUUAUCCAGAAAGCAGAGGCAGAUCUGCGGGCUCUCCUCGGCAUCCCUGAUGAAUACGCCGUCCUCUUCCUCCAGGGCGGCGCCACCACACAAUUCUCCGCCGUUCCGCUCAAUCUCUGCUCCCCUGAAGACACCGCCGAUUUUAUAGUCACCGGAUCGUGGGGAGACAAGGCUUACAAGGAAGCCGGAAAGUACUGCAAGCCCAAUCUGAUCUGGUCGGGCAAAUCGGAGAAAUACACCAAGAUCCCGAGCUUCGAGUCUCUAGAACAAUCCUCGAACGCCAGGUAUUUGCAUAUAUGCGCCAAUGAGACGAUUCACGGCGUGGAAUUCAAAAAUUACCCCACGCCCGGAAACCCUAGCACCAUUCUAAUCGCCGACAUGUCGUCGAAUUUCUGUUCGAAACCCGUGGAUGUUUCCAAAUUCGGGAUCAUCUACGCCGGAGCUCAAAAGAAUGUUGGCCCUUCCGGCGUCACCAUAGCUAUAAUCCGGAAAGAUCUGAUCGGAAAUGCACAACCAUCCACACCGGUGAUGCUGGACUACAAGAUCCACGCGGAUAAUAAUUCACUGUACAACACUCCCCCAUGUUACGGGAUUUACAUGUGUGGGCUAGUUUUUGAAGAUCUCUUGGGACAGGGAGGGUUGGGAGAAGUGGAGAAGAAGAACAAGAAGAAAGCUGGAAUUCUGUAUGAGACCAUUGAUUCAAGCAAUGGGUUCUACAGAUGCCCGGUUGAGGAAUCAGUGAGGUCAUUGAUGAAUGUGCCCUUCACAUUGGCGAAAUCUGAGUUGGAAGCAGAGUUUAUAAAGGAGGCGGCUGCUGAGAAGAUGGUGCAGCUUAAAGGACAUAGGUCAGUUGGAGGAAUGAGAGCUUCAAUUUACAAUGCUAUGCCAUUGGCCGGAGUUGAAAAGCUUGUUGCUUUCAUGAAGGAUUUCCAGGCCAGGCAUGGUUGAUUGAUUGAAUGAUGCAAUAUUGAACUAUAUCCAUUUUUGCAAUUUUGAUUCAAGGUAUUGAAGAACUUUUUGUUUCUUUGGUUUUUCCAGUUCUGGGGUUGAUGCUAAGCAUUGAAUUGAUGAUGUGUUUUGUUUAUCUUAUCUGUUCUUGUUUUUCCUUGUAAGAGCUUAGAAGGUAUGAAUUGAAAGUAUAAGAAAAAGGCAUUUGCCUUUGUUGGUCAUUUGGUUUUCACUCUUUACCAUUGGAUUCUUGAAUUGUUGAUUAUAAAAACUCAGAAAGUUGUGAAGUAAUGCCAAACCGGUUAAUCUUAA
This is a messenger RNA of Cuscuta europaea, 1761 nucleotides long. The record is from the annotation of a GenBank genome assembly. Lineage: Eukaryota; Viridiplantae; Streptophyta; Magnoliopsida; Solanales; Convolvulaceae.